AAUAAUUUUAUUUACAUGCAUUGACUUGUUCGAAAUAAGUGACUAACUAAACACGUAAAAUCAUUUUGAAUUAUGCAAUCACAUUGGUGGCUACGAUUCCUCCUUUUGUGAAAUACUACCGUCGAUCCCGGAAAGUACUCGAAUAGAAUUCUUCCUCGGCAUGACAGACGGAAUGUGGGAACGGAACUGACAUGGAGUAAACUGUAACGUGAAGGACUCGCGUUUGUCUUUUAAAUAUUGAUUUGUCUGUCGAACGGACAUUAUGUGACAACCAUGAACGUUUUUUUUAUACUUUGCUUCAUUGACGAGACUUACGUGAAUCCAAUCGAAUUGCGAGUAACCUAGCAUAAUUUCUUCAUAAUGGACCAUUUGAAAAGUACAAGCACGCAUGUAAUCAUGAAGAUCAUGAAACAUUCAUGUAUUGCCCAUAAUUGCUAUUUUCAGGGGACAAUGUGGAGUUUCCAAAAAUUUUGGCUAUUAUAAAUCUUUUAGCAAACAAAUAAAUUACGAGUAUUGAGAUGGACUCUCCACCGUCAUGUUCACUAAGCGCUACUGGACCUCUCAGUGAUCUUGGUAGCAGUGGAAUUGGAGGGUCCAUUUCUAGUGAUUCUGUUCGAGCACAUCUUGCAAUCGAGAUGCAAGAAAGCGAUGUAGAAAGUAAAUCCUUAUCGCAAGAUUCUUUUGAUUACUCGGAUGGUAUGUGCGGUGAAAAUUUUAAUACGCUGAAGAAAGGACCAGGUUGGACUGAUGCUGAUGGAAAGCUAGAAGUUGAAGUGGUCGAUGUAGCUAUUAAACCUCCACCAGAAUUUCAAGAUAGCCCUUCUCCUCCUAAUUCUGAAUCUUCGUCUGCACCAAUUCUUAGCUAUGCACAAUUAAUGAGACAAAAAGUUCCACGGUUAAUAGAUGAUUAUGCUGAGACCUUAGUACAGUCAAUGAUCGAAGAAGCAUUAAUAAUAUCUUGUAGAAUAUCAUGGCCAGAAGGAAGAAUAGCACCAGCAACAAACCAUAUACCGGUGGUAACUCGUAGUGUAUACAAUUCAAAACGUCUUUGGGCAACAGACUUGUUAACACCUUCGUCGUGUCAAGGGGCUACCACUUUGAUUACUCCUUACAAUACUUUGAAUCGUCCAAAUUCACGAUGUUCUUUAGCUUCUUCUCGUUUGUCCAGUUCUCAUAAUUCGAUAAAUACCUCAGGACUGAGUCACAAAGCAGACGAUAGCAGCUUUAUUACUUCUGCUAUGUCGCACGAUGUUUUAACGACCAGUGAGAUCAGUGAUAUGUACAAUGUGCCCUUUGAUUCCGACAUUUAUACUGUACCAAUAGAUGUAGUUAGACCUUUGCAUUAUCUUAGAACACCGCAAAGGCCGAAACGUCAUAGACAUCAUCGUAAAAGAAGAAGAAAUGUAUCUGCUAGUUCUCAAAGUGAAUUAGAAGCUCAUAUACAACAGGCAAGGCAUUACUGUGGGAAACCUCGUGCUAUUACCCAUGUUAUAAAAUCCCAGAGACUGCUAUCUGACGUAUGUUGCAACGAAGCUGGAAAUGGGAAACGUCAUAGUGUUCCGGGUACAUCUGGCCGACAUGUAUCCCGGACAUCUAAUGGUCAUAUGCAUAAUAUCGGUGAACCGAUUCAUAUGACUUUACAUGAAGUGCGUCAAUAUUUACAAACGCUAUAUUCAAGCUCCAGUGACUCUAGUGAAAAUAAAAUUAAACGCGAUAAAGUUCCAAUAAGUCAUACACCUGUACACCUUGCGAUGCCAAAAGGUAUUAGUGUAAAUAAUAACAAUAGAUAUAGUAAUCCGCAUACAGAUUCAGCGAUGGAUAUUCCAAUCUCAAACAAAAAUAGCAAUGGACUGAUUCACAAUAACAAUAAUAAUAAUAAUAACAAUAACAAUAAUAAUAAUGGUAAUGUUAAGAAACAUAAAAAGAAUUCGUUUGUUAGUAUUAAACAUAAAAAGGUAAAAGAGGAACCACAUAAGGAAAAGGUUGAUUCUGAAAGAGACAAGAUCAAGAAGGGUCAACGGAAUUUCUCAUUAAAUUUGAAACAAACACUUUGCAAUAUCUUUAGAUUCAGACGUUUGGGUUCUCCAGACCAUUUCGUAGAAAAAAGAAAUAGCAUUGUACAGGGUGAAAUCGUAGAAGAGGAAGAGGGUGUUGAUUCUGACCAACAUGCUAAUAAUAAUAAUACUACCUCAGAGGUAGAUCCCACUGUACAAAAGCUACCUUUUUUUAAGCGUGCGUUACCGCCAUUACCAAAAAGUAAUGGACACGUAGGAGGCGUAGAGCAAGCAGAAGAUGCGCUAACAACGAUGGUAUCCAAAUGUGAGAGUCCAACUUCUGUACCGCCACAAAUGCCUCCACCUGCACCAAAAGUCGAAGAAGAGCCAACAGAAGAUACUAGUAUGGAUUUUGCUGCUAGCAUCGAGAAAGUAAAAGAUUAUGGAUGGUAUUGGGGCCCAAUAUCUGGCGAAGCUGCGGAGAAAAUACUGUCCAAUGAACCGGAUGGAUCAUUCAUUGUGCGAGAUAGUAGCGAUGAUCAUUAUAUUUUCUCUUUAUCAUUUAGACUUAACAGUUGCGUGCGACAUGUAAGAAUAGAGCAUGAUCAGGGUAAUUUCAGCUUUGGAAGUUGCACAAAAUUUAAGUCUCAUACAAUUGUCGAUUUUAUUGAAAAUGCAGUAGAGCAUUCGCGUAGUGGACGAUACCUGUUUUUUCUUCAUCGACGGCCAGUGUUAGGUCCAAUGCGUGUGCAACUUCUUCAUCCAGUGUCGAGAUUCAAACAGGUUCAGAGUUUACAACACAUGUGCAGAUUUGUUAUUUUGAAAAUUGUACGCAGGGAUCUUAUUCCAACUCUACCUCUGCCACGGCGGCUCAUCGAUUACCUGAGUAUGCCUCAUUACUACAGCGAACAAUUAGCUGAACAAGAUGACAGAGCUGAAUCUCCUGUUAGUUCUUCAACUGGUGAAUUAGAGAAGAUUUGUUUCACACCGCAAGGCCUAUCGUGAGGUACAAACAUAUAAUUUUUUAUUUCUCACGGUUUUUCUUUUCAAAUACUUGCCAAAUGUUUAGUAUAUAUAGUUUAAGAUUCAAAGUAUUACACGAUUCUGUUUCGUAUGAUUUCAAUAAGCAAUAUAAUAAUGAAGUAUAACGACAUAGCUGAUUUCUACAUAUGUUAUGUACAAGUUUAAAUUUCAGACGUAAUAUCUAAUAUCUUUUUGUAAAGAAGGGUAAUCCGUUCCACGCAGCUCGUAUAUAGAAUUAUGAACAGUGUAGUUACAAAGCAUAAAAUUACUAAAAAAGAUAUGAAGCAAAAAAUAAUAUUCGUUAAAAUAUAAUUUUGAAUUAGAAUUCAUAUUUGCAUAAUUUUAUUGAAAGUGCACAAAUAAAUUGACAUUUGAUCUUUUAAUUUUAUGAAAAUGAUUUCAGGAGCACACGUAGAAUUAUUUCAGCAAAUUCUGUAUAUUACUUUGGAUUCAGUUCCUCUUUGUUGUUUCAAAAUAAUAAAUUACAAUUUCACAUCAUACAAUGAAUGUAUAAUAUUCAUAUAUAAUAAUGUAAAGCAGUGAUUAAAUUACUCCUUCUUGUGUGCCAUAUAUUUUAUAUUGCAAUUUUUGGUCAAAUAUUAAAAGCAUAAAUACUUUUCAUUUUCAUUGGAAAUUUAGUUAACAGAUUUUGUUUUUACCAGAGAUUAUUCAAUUAUGCAUUUCAUUAAUCGUUAUAGAAUUUUGAAAUUCGUGUUUAAUAUAACUGAGAAGCAUAUGAAUGUAGUUGAUAUUCCACUUUAUCGGACGAUCAAACAUAGAGUUAACGAAUCAUUUUUUAAUAUGAUGCACGUACAAGCAAUUAUAAAAAAAGCUGUAGACUAAUGUUACAUUAAGAUAUAAUCUGGCAUAUAUAAAUAUCAGUUAUUGCGUCUGCCAACUAUAGAAAAUUUCAAUAUUAAUCAGUUUAAUGACGUUGUUGUAUCAUGUUUUAAGUUUAGAAGUAGCUGCUACAGACUGAUUAACUUAGAACAAAUAUUCAACGAACUAAUGGAAUCAUAAUACUUUAUAAAUAUCUUCAUUUUUGAGCAUCAUAUAUAUUUUUUCAUAAAUUAUUAUAUAAUUGUUUUUGAGAAUAAUCUUUGGAUGAACACAGCUUUAUUAUUUUCUAUUGCUUUAUAAUGUAAAUAUUUUUGUGUAUAUUGCUUCAUUUUGUAAAAUAAUAUUAAAUCAUCAAGGAUUUUUUAAUCCUUAGCAUAUUAGCUAUAUAUGUAUAUAUUUUUUGAUUUUUUAAGUUUAUAAAACAAUAAUUGAUGUUACAAUGUGCAAUCUCUUUUAAAGUAUCACAGUUUUUCGUUUUUCUUAUAGUCAAUUUUAAAAUAAGAUUUGAUAAUAUUUACCUUAAAAGGUAAAAAAUUCUUUAUUAAAACUGAUUAGCGACUGGUGCUAUAUAAAAUUAUAAAUUAUAGAAUUCUGAUUCCUUAAAUUAUGCAGUUGAAUCGAGGUAAUCGAAGUCACUGUUUAUUCUUGUGCUCAGAUAAAUUUAACGAGAUUACAUCGUGCGAAGCACUUGAUCGAAGUUAAUUAUAUUAUACUUAAUUUUAUAUAUUUUGUUUUAUUUGGUAAUUUAAGAAAUUUUCGGACAAAG
Messenger RNA from Megachile rotundata (alfalfa leafcutting bee), 4623 nucleotides. Its product is annotated as Suppressor of Cytokine Signaling at 16D. Gene Ontology annotation, molecular function: 1-phosphatidylinositol-3-kinase regulator activity. Gene Ontology annotation, biological process: phosphatidylinositol phosphate biosynthetic process; intracellular signal transduction. The record is from RefSeq and is a predicted model, not a curated record. NCBI's taxonomy places the organism in Eukaryota, Metazoa, Arthropoda, Insecta, Hymenoptera, Megachilidae. Gene Ontology annotation, cellular component: phosphatidylinositol 3-kinase complex.